This is a messenger RNA of Contarinia nasturtii (swede midge), 1402 nucleotides long. Its product is annotated as lysosomal acid phosphatase-like. The transcript has 5 exons. The coding region runs from base 39 to 1208 and encodes 389 amino acids. Gene Ontology annotation, molecular function: phosphatase activity. Gene Ontology annotation, biological process: dephosphorylation. NCBI's taxonomy places the organism in Eukaryota, Metazoa, Arthropoda, Insecta, Diptera, Cecidomyiidae. The record is from RefSeq and is a predicted model, not a curated record.
AACUGUUAUUCAGUGCAAAAGUGAUUUGAUCUCAAAGUAUGUUGUAUUCUCGAGUUAUUGCUUUAAAUUUUUUGUUAUUUUGUGCCUAUGACGUAUUUUCGCACGACGAUGUAAAUAAUGUGGAAGAUAAAAGUGCUAUCUGGCAUUCAAAUGCUAGUCAAUUGAUAUUUGCGCAUGUUCUCUAUCGACAUGGUCAGCGAAAUGGCAAAAUUUUUCCACAUGUUUUUCCAAAAGAUCCGUAUAUUGAUGAGUCUCAUUGGACUGGUGGAUUUUCAGCACUCACAAAUGAAGGUAAAAGACAACAAUUCAAAUUGGGACAAUACUUCCGAAGAAGAUAUCACAAACUUCUUGGUGAUAAAUAUUCACCGAAAAGAGUGUACGUGCAUUCAACCGACAAAGACCGUAUUUUGAUGUCGGCACUUGCCAAUUUAGCUGGCCUAUUUCCACCACACGCCGAAGAGAAAUGGCAUGAUGAUAUUGCAUGGCAACCGAUUCCCGUUCAUACAAUACCUUUGAAUUUGGACUACGCAAUGCGUGGACCAGGCGAUUGUCCAAGAUAUUCUGCUGCUCUCGAGAAAUACAAAAAUGAAUCAGCCGAAUUGCAGCGAAUUUUUAACGAAAAUAAACAAGAUAUAUUAUUCUGGUCGAAUAUGUGCGGGUCGAAUUUGACGACCAUUGAUGAUCUAUGGCACAUAUAUGAGGUACUUUUUUUUCAAAGUCUACAUAAUAAAACACUUUCUGAUUGGGCACGAAAAGCAAUGGAACCAAAUGGUGUUUUGGAGUCCAGUGCUUAUUUUUGGUUUAAAAUGAGAUCAAAUACUAAAGAAUUGGCUCGACUGUGGUCUGGAUUUUUGAUUAAAGAAAUGUUCGAACGUUUCGCUCAAAAGAUAAACUCAACGUUGGAACCAAAUCGUUCGGUUUGGUUUUACUCGACACAAGAUAUCACUAUCGCCAGUCUACUGAAUAGCUUUGGACUUUUCAAACCACAUUUUCCACCGUUUGCAUCGAGUUUGCAUUUGGAAUUAUACGAAGUGGCCGAAAAGGAGCAUUACAUUCAAAUCUUCUACAGAAAAUCGGAUGAAGAAAUUCUUUUGCCGUUGAAUAUACCGAAUUGCGGGGAAAAGUGUUCGCUGGAUCAGUUGUAUAAAUUGUACAAUGAUAUUAUACCUGAUCGUGAUCAUGACACUGAAUGCAGUCUUUAUGACUAGAUACGGCUGAAAAUGUUCAAUUAGUUUUGAAUUGGAUCUCUAAUAAUGAAUAACAUAUGAAUGCAAUUUAUAGGUCAACUUUUUUGAAAAUGUACAAUCUAUCAGCUAGAAUAAUCAAAAGAAUUUUUAAUUAAAUUAAUAAAAAUUCUGCGACCCAAAUUUCACGUCUGAACGCAGCGUCUCUCAUGGUAGAA